Molecule: messenger RNA, 579 nt
Organism: Mixia osmundae IAM 14324
Lineage: Eukaryota; Fungi; Basidiomycota; Mixiomycetes; Mixiales; Mixiaceae
Exons: 4
Coding region: 1-579 (192 amino acids)
Source: RefSeq, a predicted model, not a curated record
AUGUCAAGCCCAGAGAGUACCCUGCUCGUGCUCUCACUCGUCAGCGAACACAUCACAGCUAGCUUUGUUGCCGAAUUGAGGAAGCAAGAUGCUGCCCCUUUGAGCAAUGAGCCCUCUCACGUCUGGCGCCUCAAGAACCGCUACUACGAGGCCAAAGUCAGCAUAGCGACAGCAUAUGAUCUAUCGACAGCUCUGGGACAGCUCCAGGGCGUGCCUGCUCUCAUCGUCUUGUCCGAUUACGAUGCCAAACCGCUCAUCAUCUCGAGACUGUUAUCUAGUAUAGCGGCGUAUCAGAUGCCAGACAUUGCCAUUCUCGCUCUCGUCAAAGGUCACACGAACAGGGACGGGGAUGCUGUCGAAGCAGAAUGGCUGGAUGUCGCUGUUGAGCAGGGCUUCGAGCUCGUCGAUCUCGAGCACGCGCCCGAGACAGGCGACGAUGGCCGUGAUAUGACGAGCUAUGCUUAUCUGGCUAGUACGCUACAGACCCACCUGUGGCCUCGCGUCGGAGCGACGGCUCCCACAGGCUUCGACGAUGACUUUAGCGACUUUACGGAGAAGGCGAAGAAGAAGGGGAUCUAG